Molecule: messenger RNA, 3936 nt
Organism: Metarhizium album ARSEF 1941
Lineage: Eukaryota; Fungi; Ascomycota; Sordariomycetes; Hypocreales; Clavicipitaceae
Product: UDP-glucuronosyl/UDP-glucosyltransferase
Exons: 6
Coding region: 1-3936 (1311 amino acids)
Biological process (GO): carbohydrate metabolic process
Molecular function (GO): UDP-glycosyltransferase activity; hexosyltransferase activity
Source: RefSeq, a predicted model, not a curated record
AUGGAGAUUGCCGACGAGAAGCAAAGGCUAGCAAUGCAAAGUGGCCAGCCACAGGAGACUCAACCGCAUCUUCCAACGCAACCUGUUGUGGACGGCGAGGAUGGUGCUGCGGCUCUAGUCACUGAUGGCUUCUUAAUACCAAACCUCGACGGGCCCAACGACGCAGAGCCUCCCGCGUACGGCGAACAGCAUGACCACGUCCGGUUUUCACAGCCAGGCUUUGAUGCUGGUGCCCAAGUUACAGACGAUGGUAGAAUUAAUAUCCACCUUCACACCAAGAACCGAAGGCUUGCCGAUUUGCUUGUCCCGACAAUCGCGAGCCAAAUUUCAGUAGAGCCUCGAGCCGAACCUACUCUGCCGCCACCAUAUAUCCCGCCUGGUCUCGGUGCCGAGCCAGGCCAGCCGCCUCCACCCAGCCUCAAUAUAGUCAUUCAGAUCGUUGGUUCUCGAGGUGAUGUCCAGCCUUUUGUGGCUCUGGGCAAGGUUCUCAAGGAGUCAUACGGACAUAGAAUCCGGAUAGCGACUCAUGCAAUCUUCAAGUCCUUCAUCGAGGAUAAUGACUUGGAAUUCUUCAACAUUGGAGGCGAUCCUGCUGAGCUUAUGGCUUUCAUGGUCAAACACCCUGGAUUGAUGCCCGGAAUCGACGCUCUCAAGAGUGGAGAAGUCAGCAAACGACGUCGAGGGAUCGAAGAAAUGCUUCUUGGGUGUUGGCGAUCUUGUAUCGAGGCAGGCGAUGGUUUCGGGCCUCCCCCAAAGCCCCAUAAGAUCAAUGAGCCGUUGGACCUGGUUGCUGGAAUGCCGGGAUACGAGCAUGAUCAACCAUUCGUGGCAAAUGCUAUAAUUGCCAACCCCCCGAGUUUUGCUCACAUCCACGUCGCUGAGAAGCUUGGCAUCCCGGUUCAUAUGAUGUUUACCAUGCCAUGGUCACCAACAAGGGCAUUCCCUCAUCCUCUAGCGAAUAUUCAGUCAUCCAAUGCUGACGACGUCAUGACUAAUUACAUGACCUACACCCUGGUAGAGAUGUUGACGUGGCAGGGCCUCGGGGAUGUCAUUAACCGUUUCCGCCAAAAAGCACUCGAUUUGCCAUCCCUUUCCUUCAUCUGGGCUCCUGGCCUGCUAAAUCGUCUCAAAAUUCCCUACACGUAUUGCUGGUCCCCAUCGUUAAUACCGAAGCCGAAUGAUUGGGGGAGGCACGUCGAUAUUUCCGGCUUUUACUUUCUAAAUCUGGCAUCUUCUCAUACACCGGAUCCAGAGCUGGCUGCAUUUCUCGAAGCUGGUCCACCCCCGGUCUAUAUUGGAUUUGGAUCCAUUGUCGUGGAUGAUCCCAAUGCCAUGACUCGAACGAUAUUUAGCGCAAUUCAUCUUGCCGGCGUUCGAGCAUUAGUAUCGAAGGGCUGGGGUGGCCUGGGCGCAGACGAUGUUGGUCUCCCUGAAGGUGUGUUCAUGCUGGGCAAUGUGCCACAUGACUGGCUAUUCGAGCAUGUUUCGGCUGUUGUACACCAUGGCGGAGCUGGAACUACCGCCGCUGGUAUCAGAGCUGGAAAGCCUACCAUUGUUGUACCGUUUUUUGGAGACCAGCCAUUUUGGGGAGCCAUGGUUGCAAGGGCGAAAGCUGGGCCCGAACCAAUUCGCCACAAAGACCUGACUGCAGAAAAAUUGGCCGAAGCCAUCAAAUUCUGUUUCGAGGCCGAUACCCAAGAGAGAGCGAAAGAGCUGGGACACAAAAUUCGAGAGGAAGCAGGAACAGAUCUUGGUGUAAAGAGCUUCCAUAAGCACUUGGAUAUCAAUUCUCUGCGAUGCUCGAUAGCACCCAGCCGGACUGCGGCUUGGCGAGUCAGAAGGACCAAGGUGCGCUUGUCGCCACUCGCAGCGUCAGUUCUGGUAGAUGCAGACCUUCUCGAGUACAAAGAUUUGAAGCUAUACCGACCUGUCGAGUACAAUACAGAAGAUCAGCCACCUGACCCCGUUUCCGCUGGUGCUGCUUCGCUUAUCGGCGACCUGAGCGGCAUUGGAAUGGCCAUCGCAGAUGUGCCUCGGGAGCUGUUUAAGUCUCGACGCCCCAAAGAUGGCCAAGGCUCAGACACAUUAACCAUGCUAGGCUCGUCUAGCAAACUCACACUAGCUACAACCGCCGCGAUAUCCCAGAACGAGUCUAAUACGGACUUGUCCAGUACUGCCUCUCGCGAAAGAGAAGGCCGAGAAAUAUCGGGAGUUCCAGCUUCUAAUUUCAGUAGAUCGCUUACCGAACUUUCGUCCGCCUCAGAAUCAGUCUUGGAACCGAUGUCUGUGGCUAGAUCUGGAGGGGAUGCUGAAAGUGCAAGCUCUGGAACACCUUGUAGGACCAGAUCUAGGACACGAGCAUCUAGUGAUCAGCCAAGACAAACAUUCUGCCGUCGAGAUUCGUCGCCUCUGGGGAUGAGUUUGGAUGCCACUGUUGGGGCCGGACGAAGUGUUGGUCGUGCGGUAUCCACAGGAGUGAAAAGCCCGAUGAACUUCUGUUUGGGAUUGGCUAAGGGAUUUAGGAAUAUCCCAAGGCUCUAUAACGAUGAUACUGUUCGACCCAUAGAGAAAGUUACCGAUCUUAAUAGUGGUAUCAAAAUUGCUGGCAAGGAGCUUGGGUAUGGCUUCUUCGAUGGCAUCGCAGGCUUGGUAACGCAUCCGAUUCGCGGUGCUGAAAAAGAAGGACCCGGUGGAUUCGUCAAGGGCAUUGGGAAGGGCAUUGGGGGUCUCAUUGCUAAGCCGGCUGCUGGAAUAUGGGGUGUUCCAGCCUAUAUGAUGCAGGGCGUCCAUGCGGAGGUUAACAAAAUGUUCACGAAGAGCGUUCAGAACUACAUCAUCACCUCCAGGAUUGUUCAAGGGGCGCAAGAUUUGACCAGAGCAAGCGAGGAGGAGAAGUCUGACAUUCUUAUUCGGUGGAAUAAUACGAAAUGGGACCUGAAAAACUUCUACAUGUUGAAGCGAAAGGAAAAGUCAUCCGAGAAGGCACCAGCAGGAUCAGAACAGUCCACGCGGUCAGACUCACCAUUCUCUCGACCUAAAACAAGCUGGUUUCACACUCUUGGCAUGUCACCAGAAGAAAGAAAGAGGCUGCAGGCGCAAAAACGAGGCUUCGUCGACGCGCCUGUGCCUACGUCAAGCAGCACUUCUAGUCCACGGCCGAGCUUCUCAGACGACGUUGAGUUUGAACAAGCAAUCCAAACUUCUGUUCGCGCAACAUCUAGAGGCAAUGCUGAAGAAGACGCGAUGAUUGAGACGGCUGUUCGGGAAAGCAUCAGAGCGAUGCGUGCACGAGGAGCACUGCCGGAGACGUUACCGGAGGCUUCUGAAGAAGUUCCUGAGAAGGACCUCAGCAUAUUCGAAGACGAGGGGUACCAGAUCACCGACGAGGAGUAUCAGUCGCUCAUAGAACAAGCCCUUCAACAGAGUCUGGCAAGUCAUAUGGAGGAUUUGUUGCACCCUCAAGAAGCUGGCUUGUCAGAGGUGGGCGCUUUCGCUAGAGAGAUACACGGCGUGCCGGGUGACGGCACUGCACACGCAGACGAACAUGAUACCGAUCUUCAACGAGCUAUAGAAGAGUCAAAGAAUAUGCCGAGUCCUCCAUCGUUUGAUGACGAGGAACAGCUGCAGCGAGCUAUUGAAGCAUCGAAACAGGACAUGGAUCGCGAGCACAAUCAACGAACUGAGGAGGACAUAGUCUUGGAAUAUGUCAAGAAGCAAAGCCUGGCCGAGACAGAGUUACGUAGUCAGCGGAGCAAAGGGAAGGGGAAAGCGGCAGCAGCAGAGGCCGACAGUGAAGAUGAUGAGGAAUUGAAGCGAGCCUUGGAAGAGAGCUUGAAAUGGCACAGAGGAGAUUACGCUGCUCCUUCAGGGUCCGGGUGCGGGUCAGGAUCAAGGUCAGGAUCUAAAACCCGCGACGGAGCGGUGGACGGCAAGUAA